This is a messenger RNA of Nelumbo nucifera (sacred lotus), 744 nucleotides long. Lineage: Eukaryota; Viridiplantae; Streptophyta; Magnoliopsida; Proteales; Nelumbonaceae. The record is from RefSeq and is a predicted model, not a curated record.
AUGGAGAAUGCUUAUUCUGACAAGUUGGUGCAGGCUCUGCCUGCUACAUGUGCAACCACAAAUGAGUCGAGCAAGGCAAGAAUAGGCCGUGCACUGAGAAGGAUUUGGGCGAAGCGCUUGAAAUGGACACGAUUAAAAGAGAAAUUCUAUUUAAAAUGGGCAGAAAGCAUAGCAGAAGCAGCAAGAAGUGGUGGGGAUGACCAACAAGAACUAGAUUGGGAUAGCUAUGACAAGAUAAAAGCAGAGAUAGCUAACCGGCAGCUUCAGUGGGCUGCAGACAAGGCAAAGGCAAAGGAACUUGCAAAACUAAGAGCAGAGAGAGCAGCAAAGGCAAGAGCAGAAAAGAUGGAAAGGCUUGCCCAAAAGAGAAAAGAGAGGGAUCUGAAGGCAAAGGCUAGAGAACAAACACAAAAAAAGAUCCAGAGAAAAUCAAAGGAGGAGAAAGAAGAGUUGGCUAUUUCAAAGGAGUUAAGGUGGGGGAUCUUUGAUGGAUCCUUCAUGGUUGAUCUCCUAUGCCACACGAUGAUUCACAAAAAGAAGUCUAUGGAUUCUAAAAUUUCCAUGCAAAAGAACAUGGUGAAUGGUCAUCAUCUAACUAUUGAAAAAUUGGAUCUUGAGUUUAUAAGAAGAGAGAAAAUGCGAAGAAAAGUUUUGCUUGCAGAUCAAAUCCGGGCUGCCAAAAGCAAAAGAGUGGAAUGUGUAGCAGGGGAAGCAGUCACAAACUCUUUGGUUCAUCCUCCGUGA